AAAUGAAGCGCGAAGCGUUGGAUGAACGCCACUUGGGAGCGAAAGGAAAUGGCCUUAAAUCGACCCGUCGUUUUUACUCAUUCAGUGCUCCUUCACUGUCGUCGUCCUCUCCGUCUCCGCCUCCGCCUUCCAACUUCUCCCGCUGCACUCUUCUCUUCCGCCGCGCGUCCGGCGUCGUCUUCCAUGGAAGCUCCUCCCGAAGGUUACCGCAGAAACGUCGGCAUUUGCCUCAUCAAUUCUUCUAAAAAGAUUUUUGCUGCCUCGAGGUUGGAUAUACCCGAAGCUUGGCAAAUGCCACAGGGCGGUGUGGAUGAGGGUGAAGAUCCAAGAAAUGCAGCCAUCAGAGAACUAAGAGAAGAAACAGGAGUUAGAUCUGCAGAGAUCAUUGCUGAAGUACCUUAUUGGCUGACUUAUGACUUCCCACCCCAUGUCCGAGAAAAACUUCGACAUCAGUGGGGUUCUGACUGGAAGGGUCAAGCACAGAAGUGGUUUCUGCUGAAGUUGACAGGAACUGAAGAAGAGAUCAAUCUUUUAGGUGAUGGCACUGAGAAAGCCGAGUUCGGCGAAUGGUCAUGGAUGUCGCCCGAGCAAGUACUAGAACGUGCUGUAGAUUUCAAGAAACCUGUUUACAAGGACGUUCUAAUGGUAUUCAAACCCUAUCUCGAGUAAUAUUGUUCCGAGCCAUAAAAAAUUUAUUCUUGACACUCUCAAUAAUGUUGGAUUUAGCUCCCAAGGGGUAGCCCAGUUGGCAAGGACUCGAGUGCCCCUGGUGAGCCUAAUACCAAAAACCUUUGAUGUCUCUUGAGUCCAAACUUUAGAGUGGGCGCGAGUGCCCCUGGGUAUAGGGGAGCAAAGUUCCGACACUUAUUUAUCCAAAAAAGAAAAUGUUGGGUUAUUUUUUUCUUUUGUCAAUUGAACCAAGUUACAGAAGAAAAUCUUUUUUUUUCUUUUAUACAACAUGUGGAGGUGGGGUUCGAACUCAUGACCUCUUGAUCAGAGAUAAGUACCUUAGUUAUGCUCGGUUUGACGUUACAGAAGGAAAUCUUGUCCAGUCUCCAAGCUUUGGUUGUAUAAGGACCCAGCUUGAUUGGGUAAGUAUUCUUCUUCCACGAGGUUUGAUUAUAGGACUGUUUUAUUGGAAUAUGAUCAUUGAAAUAAGAGGUUUAUUUUUCAUUUUA
Momordica charantia (bitter melon) is the source of this 1178-nucleotide messenger RNA. Its product is annotated as nudix hydrolase 26, chloroplastic. NCBI's taxonomy places the organism in Eukaryota, Viridiplantae, Streptophyta, Magnoliopsida, Cucurbitales, Cucurbitaceae. The record is from RefSeq and is a predicted model, not a curated record. Gene Ontology annotation, biological process: ribose phosphate metabolic process; nucleoside phosphate metabolic process. Gene Ontology annotation, cellular component: chloroplast. Gene Ontology annotation, molecular function: bis(5'-adenosyl)-pentaphosphatase activity; guanosine-3',5'-bis(diphosphate) 3'-diphosphatase activity.